AUGGCGCUCACUGGAUCUCGAACGUCGCUGACAAGCGCUCUGCCGAAACCGAAGUACUCAGGCGAAGACGAGAAAUUGCCGACGCACACUCAGCAAAAAGGUCCCAGAGUCGUCGAUGCUAGGGAGCUCGAAUCGUCACAACUAGUGGUCAAGCGCGCUGGCCCACCACCCUAUGGACAACGCUCAGGAUGGCGACCUCGAAACCCGGAAGACUUCGGUGAUGGCGGCGCUUUUCCAGAGGUACCAAUGGCGCAGUAUCCGCUGGACAUGGGACGCAAGGGGGGCGCGUCGAGCUCGAAUGCGCUGGCGAUCCAGGUGGACAAUGAAGGAAAGGUUAAAUACGACGCCAUCGCCAGACGCGGGCACAAUGAGAAGAGGAUCGUGCAUGCGAGCUUCAAGGAUUUGAUACCGCUACGACAGAGGGCAGACGUGGGUGAAAUUAGCUUGGAUCGGCCGAGCCAGGAGGAGGUGGAAGAGUCGAAGGAGCGGACACAGAAGGCGUUACAAAGCUUGGUGGAUGGUACGCUUGCAGCGCAGAAGCCGAAGAAUAUCAAGGGCACUACAAGACCGGAGCCGACGUUUGUGCGGUAUACCCCCGCGAACCAGAUGGGGGACAAUUCGAAGAAGCAGGAUCGGAUUAUGAAGAUUGUGCAGAGGCAGCAGGAUCCGAUGGAACCGCCGAAACACAAGAUCAAGAAGAUCCCUAGAGGGCCGCCGUCACCUCCGCCGCCUGUCAUGCAUUCGCCGCCUCGCAAGCUUACGGCAGAAGAUCAGGAAGCGUGGAAGAUCCCACCGACAGUCUCGAACUGGAAGAAUCCUAAAGGUUACACUGUGCCGCUGGACAAACGCUUGGCUGCUGACGGCCGCGGGUUGAAGGAGGUCACGAUCAACGACAGGUUUGCGCAGUUUGCGGAGGGCUUGUCGACUGCUGACAGGCAUGCGCGUGAAGAAGUGCAGCAACGACAGCGGAUGCAGCAGCGUCUUGCCGAGAAGGAGAAGCAGGAGAAGGAGGACAAGCUGCGGAUGAUGGCGCAGAAAGCCCGGGAGGAUCGCGAAGCAGCCGCUGCGCCCAGACGAGAAUCAGGAAAUGCGCGCUCCCGCAGCAGGUCGAUGGACAGCCGCAGCUCAUACUCUUCGGCCUCGUCCCGCUCAAGGAGCAGAGGCAGCGAUCGUGAGGAGGGUGGAGAGCGCGACCGCCGCGACCGUGAGCGAGUGCGAGCAGAACGCCGUCAAGCAGCCCAACGUGAGAUGCGCCAGAAGAACAUGGGCCACGAACGCCGCAUCCAAAUGAUGGCGCGCGAGCAGAACCGCGACGUCUCCGAGAAAGUCGCCCUCGGCCUCGCCAAACCCACCCAAAACAAAGAAGCAAUGUACGACUCCCGCCUCUUCAAUCAAAGCUCCGGCUUCGCCGCGGGCUUCAACGAAGACCAAGCCUACGACAAACCGCUCUUCGCGGAGCGCGACGCGCUGAACAGCAUUUACCGGCCGCAAGUCGGGGAUGACGAUGAUGGGGACGACGGGGGCGAGACGCUGGAGAAGAUCCAAGGGACGAAGAGGUUUGAGGGGCUGGGCAAGGCGCCGAAGGAGGGUUUUAAGGGCACGGAGACGACGGAGGAGAGGAGUGGGCCGGUGAUGUUUGAGAGGGAUAGAGGGGAUGAUCCUUUCGGGGUGGAGGCGAUGAUUAGUGAGGCUGCCAAGGGGGCGAACAAGAGAGGGGCGGAAGAGGAGGUGGGGAGGGGGAAGGGGAAGAGGGCGAGGGUGGAUGAUGAGUAA
Molecule: messenger RNA, 1773 nt
Organism: Saxophila tyrrhenica
Lineage: Eukaryota; Fungi; Ascomycota; Dothideomycetes; Mycosphaerellales; Extremaceae
Gene: PRP45
Product: mRNA splicing protein
Exons: 1
Coding region: 1-1773 (590 amino acids)
Biological process (GO): mRNA splicing, via spliceosome
Cellular component (GO): spliceosomal complex
Source: RefSeq, a predicted model, not a curated record